UGAAGGGAGAGAGUCCUGAGAGCUGUCACCAUUCUCCACUCCCAAAGGAGCAAGGGGAAGAGUUGGAGGGACAGAGCAUGAUUGAGUUUGCUGCGCUGGAACGCAGGUGUCCCGAGCGGCCCUGUCUCAUGGAACCACCUUCUAAGCUCAAGGUGCACCUGGUCCUAGGAAGGAAAAGACGUCACGGAAACAUGCGACUGUCCAAGCAGGCUGCUCCGUUGCGCACAGAAACCACAGCCACGAUGACGUCGAGUCUCGUUUCACAACUCACACGGGCUCCGCCUGCAUGCUGGUCACAACCCCAGGCAGGUGGCGGUCUCAAAUCACAAAUCAGGAGAGGGAGGCGGGGAGGACUUGCCCGGCUCACCGCCAUGGGCAGGGCUCUGGACAAGCUGUCCGCCCGGCACUGCAGCCUCUUCCCUGCUGGCUACGUCACACCCUGCCACCCGCAGACGCCACGCCAGCUCCCCACGGGGCUGCUGCUCCAGCCUUGCUUCUGGGGCUCCCCCAGGGCCGGAAGCACCAUUCCUAGACUGGCCACUCUGUCAGACCGUGAACCAUGCAGCUCAUGCCCGUCUUCUCUUCCGACCUGGGUUUCUGGGAGGCUCUCUCCACCCAGUGCUCGGCCGCUCCUGUGGAGGGUCAGCCUCUUUACCCUCGCUCCUCUACCUCCACCUUCUUCUCUACUGAAAGCCCAGCUUGUGCAUUCGUGCAUGCUCUGCUCUUAGGUUCUACUUCUUGCAACCUGAGAGAAUAGGGUCAGACAGAGCCAAGUUCAAAUCCUGGCUCCCCACCUGCCAACUGGAGAUACAGCGUGGGGUCCACAUGCUUGGCCACACAACCCAGCUUAGUCACCCCAUUGUCACUGCUGUUGUCAGUGACACAAGGACAACUGCUGAGGCUCCGCUGUGGGC
Tupaia belangeri chinensis (Chinese tree shrew) is the source of this 914-nucleotide messenger RNA. RefSeq lists its product as uncharacterized. The coding region runs from base 78 to 728 and encodes 216 amino acids. The transcript is spliced from 3 exons. The record is from RefSeq and is a predicted model, not a curated record. NCBI's taxonomy places the organism in Eukaryota, Metazoa, Chordata, Mammalia, Scandentia, Tupaiidae.